Ambispora gerdemannii is the source of this 804-nucleotide messenger RNA. The record is from the annotation of a GenBank genome assembly. Lineage: Eukaryota; Fungi; Glomeromycota; Glomeromycetes; Archaeosporales; Ambisporaceae.
AUGACAGCAAAUUACAAUGCCAUGUCACGACAAGACAGGAUUCAACACAUACAACAACAAAAAGAAGCGUUUGUAAAUACUCCAGCUCUUCGUCCAAUUGCCAGUCCAAUGACACCAAUAACACCUCUUGAACUCGGUGAAUCUCCAGAAAAAGACGUAUUUGUAAUGCAUGCCGCUAAACAAUAUCACAAUAGUGAAUUACAUAAACAAACACCUGAAUACUUUUUCACUUCACAUUAUUAUCAUAAUAAUGGAAAUGAUUACAUGCAACAACAAUCAUCCUCUCAUUAUAUUGCUCCUGGUGCCGCUAAUUAUUCGUUGACACAAUCGCCACAUUCACCUUCACCUUUCUCUUCUGGUGCAUCUACUCCAACACUUGCUCAUGUUGGCGGUAAUUCCUCGUCAAGACCAAAAUCAUGUCCAUCUUCACCAAUUUUAAAUGGAGUUGCGUAUAAUGGAUCGAUGAUGAUGAUGACUGGGAGCCUGAAUGACUAUUACUAUCAAUUUGGCUUUGAUUCAAGAGCGAACUCGACAAUGUUUCAAGAUCUAAUUGUUUCUAAUGUACAUCAUCAUCAGUUUCAGCAACAGCAACAGCAGCUACAAAAUAAUCAGUAUCAAUCGUCUUAUUUUGGAGGUAUUGGUGGAUCAUUUGCUGCCGGUCAAUAUAAUAAUAUCCGAGUGAUACCUUCAUUAUACGAUCAAUUAGAAAUAGCAAAAAGCAAAAAUCGAGAGAAUACAGAACAAGCUCAAUUACAAGACUUGAUGAGUGGAUUAAGUCAGAUGGAUAUUAAGGAUUCCAGUUGA